Dicentrarchus labrax (European seabass) is the source of this 2859-nucleotide messenger RNA. RefSeq lists its product as uncharacterized. Gene Ontology annotation, biological process: positive regulation of ERK1 and ERK2 cascade; interleukin-15-mediated signaling pathway; T cell activation. The record is from RefSeq and is a predicted model, not a curated record. Gene Ontology annotation, molecular function: MHC class II protein binding; protein tyrosine kinase binding. Bases 340 to 1269 code for a protein of 309 amino acids. Lineage: Eukaryota; Metazoa; Chordata; Actinopteri; Moronidae. Gene Ontology annotation, cellular component: external side of plasma membrane; membrane raft. The transcript is spliced from 7 exons.
UUGUGGUUUUGGGUGGUGUGUGAGUUCAUCGUCAUGCCAACAACCCAGAUACAGAUCUCAACUGGUACGAUGAAGAUUCCUCGUGUCUGAGGUUCUCAUUUUGACCUGAUGUUCAACUCUGACUGAAGGAGGAGUCAUUAGUCAGUGCCGGAGACUCCCUCCACAUUAUCUGCGGAGCUAAAAACUGACGAGCUGAUUCAACAGAUGUAAAAAAGAUCAAUUAUAGGGAAGUAACACUCAUAACAGGAAGUAAAUGCUGUAUCUGUCUUAAAGAAGCAUUCGUUCAGAGACUUUGACAGUUGAGGGCGUGAGAACAAGAGAUAACGAGAGAGAAGCAAGAUGGUUCAAUUCAAAUGGAUUAAAAUGUCUUUAUUUAUGAUACUGGUGCUUCUGUUUACAGCAGUAACUGGACAAAAGUUCCCCUCCUUCACUGUCAGAGCUGGAGAUGAAGUCACUUUGCCUUGUGAAAAUGUGAUUAAAAAUCAGAACAAAUGUGACACAACCACUUGGAUUGCCACUAAAUCAUCUGGGGGAACAGCAAGAGAGCUGGUUACUCUUGGGAAGAUUAGUCAAACUGGGAUUUCCAAAGAUAAAUCAGACAGACUGAGUGUUACAGCAAACUGUUCUCUGGUUAUAAAGAAGGUCACAGACGAGGAUGUUGGUCGUUACACCUGCAGACAGUUUAUAACAGGACAACAAGGUUCAGACUCUGUGGUUGAGCUGUCUGUCAUUAACAUGACUGAACAUCAGACGAAUGAUACAGUCAUCUUGUUCUGCGCUGUGUUGACAUAUGAAGGCUGUGGACACUCAGUGAAGUGGCUGUAUGAUGGUGAUGAUAAGAAUGACACUGAGAUAUCACAGUAUACCUGUGGAUCCAGAGUGGGAUUUACAAUUUCUCGUCUCAAGCAGAAGUCAAACUAUUAUGCGUUACUCAAGUGUAACGUGACAGAUGAUAAGAGAGGACAAACGCUGCUGUGUGAUGUUGGUCCCCAGUCCUCAUGUGAGAAAACAGGAAGCAAAGGGAAUAUCAAGACUGCAGAGGAUGACACUUCAACACAAGACUGGUGGAGGUUCCUCAUUGUGUCUGUGGGUUUAGCAGCACUCCUAACAAUUGUUGUAGCGGUCAACAUAUGGACAAAAACUAAAGGGAACAGAACACAGAUGGAUGAACACAUUGAAAUGAUCCCAAACCCUGCAGUGACUCAGUCUGCUCCAGAAACCAGUCAGUACGCGGUGGGAUCACACACUACACCCAGUACCAUGAGUUAGUUUAAUCUCUUUGAUCCCCAAAAUAUAACCCAGAUGCGCACUAGUAUCCUGUUAUGAUCUGUUUUUUGUCUUUUUGUAGCAUUGUUAUGUGAAUAUAAGACAUCAUAUCCUGGUUUCACAAAGCUGCGUAAGCUCUUAUUCUGGGUUUUAAAAAACCUGGAGUAGAAACCAGCAUAUUGUGGCACGUAAACACCUGAUCUUGGUUUCUGAACAUACUUAGUAUAGAACACAGUGGCUGAGAUGGUGAGAAAUAAAGACACACCUGCAGGCAGACAAUCAGACCCUUGGCUACUGAAAAGAUUACAAACACAGGGCUUCUCAUGUUCCAUGUAAACAUCAUAUCCAGAAUAAGAUCAGGCCAAGACCAAAACCAGGACAGGCUACUAAUAUGCACAUUAAACAGUCAAUUUAAGACAGACACAAGAUGCAUAACAUGGCCUCCCAGCUAAGGAAAAAGAAGUUAAAAUAUUAAAUGUGAUAGACUAGAAUAAAGGUUUGGAUCUGUAUAAUUUACGUUACUGAUCAGCCAAUAUAGUAUUAUUAAAGUCCAACAGCUGUUUGUGACAAUAGUAUUGGUAGUAAAUAUGGGAAGAAAAUGUUCAUAUAUGAAAAAAUCUAAAUUUUACCCUUAAAUCCCAUAUAAUCUCAUGGUUAAGGAUUGUGAUUGUAUGUGACAUUGCUUUGUGUUUUAUUGCAUUUUAUGAUGUUCCAGUGUGUUAUCUUUUAUCAUGUUGCCUCACAGUGGUGAACUAUGCCGUGCCAUGUCCACGUUCAUGAGUUGUACUGCGUCACGUGUGUCUAUAUGAUCGGGGUGGUGAUAAAGCACUGACAUACAGAACUGUGAAAACUAUUUCCUCUUCUGCUGGAGCCUCUAUUCUACCAUCAAUUAUCAAGAUGUAACACUGUACAGUUAUAUUUAUUUUCAUAAUAUUAAUUUUACAUUAUUUGACAACAAUUUAUAGAAAUCAGGUUUUAUUCCCUGAGUGAAUUCAAUAAUUUCACUUUGCUGUCAUGGUACCGUAUUGAUUCUUGUGGAGAAAUUGUCUAUGCAAUCCAAAUCUUAGACAGAGUUUUUUUUUUUUAAUUUAAUCAUCAUUCUUUAUCUCACUUUAUGUUACUUUCUAGUAUUAUAAUCAUGCAGUUGUAUUUUUAUCCACCUUUAUUUUAUUUUUUGUUGCUGGAAAAAGCUUUUUGUCCAGAAGGGGGAGAUGUAGGCUUGUGCUACUCAGUUUACCAUGAUGUAAAAGUAAUAGCCCAACAUUCAUAUGGCUUUGUCCCAUAUAAAUAUAAUACAUUUUGCUCUAUAAACUUGCUGUCAGGCACAUUAUUGUACUGUGAUGUAUGUACUUGUGGGUGAUAGUUCAAAGCCCUUUUGGAUGUGAAGGAAAUUAUACAAAUCAUAAUUGAAAAAAAAAAGAAAAUGAUAUUCUGUCUGUAUUUUGUGAGGUGUGGAUAGACUUUUGUUGUAAACUAAGAUGAAUUGUAUUGCAGUGUAUUAUAUUGUAUUACAUUAUACUGUAUUGUAUUAUUCUACUCCAUUCAACUAAAUUAAAUUCUCUGGUAUUUGUUAUCCGUUCAGUUCUGAUUUAA